Messenger RNA from Nanorana parkeri, 933 nucleotides. RefSeq names its product cell death-inducing DFFA-like effector a (gene CIDEA). Gene Ontology annotation, cellular component: lipid droplet. NCBI's taxonomy places the organism in Eukaryota, Metazoa, Chordata, Amphibia, Anura, Dicroglossidae. Gene Ontology annotation, biological process: regulation of apoptotic process; apoptotic process; lipid storage. Bases 65 to 724 code for a protein of 219 amino acids. The transcript is spliced from 5 exons. The record is from RefSeq and is a predicted model, not a curated record.
GGGAAAGGUUGUCUCCCUCCUCUCUCAUCUUGGAUGAAUUAGCAGGCUCAACACACACAGAAGGAUGCAGAGUGCACUGGAGUAUGCCAAUGCCUUAUCACCCAAGGCUCUAAUAAGAUCAGUUACUUAUGCAAGUGCUUCAUUGACGCGAAAAGUCCUGUUCCCACCUAUUCUUCCUCCACAACGACCCUUUCGAGUGUCUAACAGUGAUAGAAGCCGACGGAAAGGUGUUGUAGCAAGUACAUUGAAGGAACUCAUCGAAAAGGCCAUUGAAACCCUGUUCCUAACUGCUGGUCUGGUGACUCUUGUUCUAGAGGAAGAUGGCACUGUCGUUGACACAGAGGAGUUUUUCCAGUCUCUGGAGGAUAACACCAACUUUCUCAUCCUUGAAGGAGGUCAGAAGUGGACACAGGAAAGAAAAGCUAGACGUACAGCUCAACAAACAAAGCGAAAAGGAAUUGCAAACAUUACACUUGAUUUAUACAAGCUGAAUCCUCGGGAUUUUUUAGGCUGCUUGAAUAUAAAGGCAACGUUUUAUGAAAUGUACUCGGUGUCCUGUGAUAUCCAGUGCCUGGGAGCAAAGAAGAUUCUCCGGAACUUUGUGCGCCUCCUUUCACAUCUGACCCAGGUAGCUGGACAUUUACUGCUGUACAGUGGAUCAUUUAUGAUGCAAUGGACGGAGGAGUCUGAAGAGCGGACACAUAGGAGGACACAGAUGUCUUAACCUACAAGCUUAACAAUUUUUGUCACAACAUUUACACUGGAAAAGAAAAAUGGCAUGGGCCUAAAGCUAAUGGCAGCAAUAUGUUUACUAGCGAAGAUCAUUUGGGUUUAUUUUAAUAACCAUGCACUGCUUUCAUUUGUGUCUAUGAUGGCUGCAGUCCUCCCACAGUCUUAGUUUCUCCAUGUAACAGACAACUAAAUGAAGGUUUU